GGGGAGGGCACGGAGGCACACUCUUAUGUACUCAUGGCACCUAAGACCAUCGGACCAUCGCAUUCGCACUCGCCCUGACCACACCACACCACUCACUGGGGUGGCAUUUAAUUCACGCGGGGACCUCUCGUCUGCCUGCCUGCCUGCCUGCCUGCCUGCCCCUCUCUCUCUCUCUCUCUGUCGCGCUUCCACUCCUGUCUGUCUGCCGCCACGCUCUGUCGUCCUCCCUGUCUACUCACACACCACUCGCCAGACAGCCAGACAGAUGGAUGGGUGUACGUGUUUGCUAUGGCCGCUGUAUUUCCUUAGUUCAUGCUUGGUGCGGUGUGCGUCGUGUGUGGCGUGUGUGGUGCCGGGCAAGCUGGACAGCCCCGGUGUAAUCAAAUCAUGUGGAAUGGAUGGAUGGAUGGAUUGCUGCUUAGACAGAUGGACAGACAGUUAUAGAUGGAUGGAUGGAGUGAGGCUUGACGACUCUAUCACACGCGUGCGUGUCUGCAUGACUGCUUAAACAAAGGUGCGUUUGUUGACUUGACAACACCGACGGCCUCCCCGUCCCGAACUGCCAAUUUACAAAAGACGAGAGGACCAAAUGCUUUCGCAGCCAGCCGCUGCUGCUGCUGCUGCGGCCGCAGCGUCGCCAUCGCCAUCUGUGGGUAGUGCCGAGGAGCCCCUGCAGCAGCGUGACGCCCCUCUGGGCGUGAGCAACGAGGCGAAGGCCAUCCACGAUUCGGUUGACAAGUUGAUGAAGCACAUGGGCCAGAAGGUAGAUCUGGCGGCGCAGCGGCGGAUGCUGGGGAGGCUGGACAUGCAGGAGAGCAAGACGGUCCUCACAGCCUUCAGCAGCAUCAAGAAACACUUCAUCAACAGAGGAAAGGUGGAUCAGAUGGAUGGGUGGAUGGAUGGAUGUGCUGUGUUCUGUCGUGUGUGGUAUGUGUGUCAGAAUAGCGUGGAUGCGCUGUUGGUUGAGAGCAAGUUGGACGAGAAGCUGACCACCGCCCACAUGGCGCUCAAGAGCUACCAGGAGCAAGAGCACCUGAACGACCACGAGGGCGUGCCCAUGUAAGCUUAUGGCCAGGCAAGCACGAGGGAGGCCUCUGUGUGUACCCAUCUUCAAUGGACGGAUGGAUGGAUGGAUGGAUGGUCCACCAUGCAGUUCGAUGCAGGUUGACGAGGAGUGUGUGUUGCGGUCGGCUGACUCGAGCGACCCUCGUGAGUUGCUCAAGCUGGUGGAGCUGCAGGCCUACGUCACGCAGCUCAACACACUCAAGCAACAAAACAAACAGGUGGGUGGGCUUAGGUGGCACAACGUACGUGUCAGCUCUCUGGGCAAUGCACAGGCGCACACGAGUCUAUAUGGUGUGUGUGUGUUGUGGUGUAUGUGUGUCAGUUGUCGGAUCAGGUAGCCGAGGCCACGGCGGCCCUCGACGUCUGCACCAAAGAGGCACAGUGAGCUAGGGAUCACAGGACCGAAUGACACACACACAUCCAUCCAUCCAUCCGCUGCAAGAGUAUCCAUCCCUUGGCACCGCACCUGUGUGUGUGUCCAGAGACGUAGCCAACAUGUACGCGCAGGCGGAACAGAAGAUCCUGCAGGUAGGCCAACACAACACAUCAAAGCAAUCAAUACGCAUGCGCCAAACAUGCCUCUGCCCAUUCUCUCUCUCCAUGUGUGUGUUGUGGUCGCAGGAGUUGUCAUCGAGUUGUAUGAGCGACGUGCUGGCCACUCCGGCCGCGGCCGCACAAGACAUUAGCGACCGCCAGCAGUGACGCGGAUGUGAUCGUGUAGCUAGUGGACAGAGAGGGGGAAGAGGGGCUUGUCUGUCUGGCGUGUGGACGGUGGGGUGGUUUGACUCUGAAUGGUCCGAGGAGGGGUGUGUGGGUGUGGGUGUGUACGUGAAUGUGCGUGUGGGCGUAGAGGAAUGAACGAAGGACACACAGUGCAAAGAGAGAGUGAAGGCGCACAUGACACCGAUUUUGUCUGAACCGAACCAGCCAA
Molecule: messenger RNA, 1996 nt
Organism: Vitrella brassicaformis
Lineage: Eukaryota; Vitrellaceae
Source: the annotation of a GenBank genome assembly